AUGGCCAACACAGAGCAAGAACGCCAGAAGAUCCUAACCACCCUCUCGCACAUCUUCUGGUCCAACACCGACGUCUCCACCGGCAUCACCCACAAGCCCUACGGCGUGGACUGGAUCAACCUCGAAAGAAACAUGUACCGCCUCUGCGUUCUCCAAGGCAAGGUCCGCGACGGCGACAAGGUCCCCGAGGAUCCAUGGGAGAUGUUCCUGCGCGAGUUUGCGCCGCUCACGAAACGCCCCGCUGGUCAACGACAGCCCUCGACUGCGUACUUUCCCAGCUCGAUUUUGCGGUCUUCGGGGGGGAAUGCGAAUGCAAACGUGGAUGCGAAUGCGAAUGCGACUGCCAGGGCGGGCCAGGACGGCCAGUAUCAUGUGCGUUUCGAGGUGCCUUUGCUGCGUCGCUCGGAUGAGAAUAGGCGGAACUUGGGCCGUAUCCCGCGUUACUUGAACUGA
This is a messenger RNA of Aspergillus viridinutans, 453 nucleotides long. RefSeq lists its product as uncharacterized. The coding region runs from base 1 to 453 and encodes 150 amino acids. NCBI's taxonomy places the organism in Eukaryota, Fungi, Ascomycota, Eurotiomycetes, Eurotiales, Aspergillaceae. The transcript has a single exon. The record is from RefSeq and is a predicted model, not a curated record.